Molecule: messenger RNA, 2425 nt
Organism: Anoplopoma fimbria (sablefish)
Lineage: Eukaryota; Metazoa; Chordata; Actinopteri; Perciformes; Anoplopomatidae
Exons: 12
Coding region: 109-2295 (728 amino acids)
Source: RefSeq, a predicted model, not a curated record
CGCACUGCAGACUCAGUGUUGCUGCUGCAGCUCGGACACUAAAACACUGCAGCUCGUUUGUGUCUCUGCUGUAACACCGUUUAACGAGUUAUUGAUCCGAGUCGCAUCAUGUCGAGGAGACGCUGUGUCCUGCUCUGCGAGGUCAAGUGUCCUCUGUAUGGACUCCCGAAGGAAGAGGACGUGAGGAACGAGUGGGUGGAGUUCAUCUUUAAGCCCGUCCCCGUGCAGUACAACGCCAACCUGCUGCUGUGUUCGCGGCAUUUCACCGAGGACUGCUUCGAGAACUGGGCCCAGUACACCACCGGGUUCUCCAAGCGCCUGCUGCUUAAAGAGGGUUCGGUUCCCAGUUUGUUGGGUCCACGUAGCGGUUCGGGAUCACAGCCUCGUACAUCACAGCGGGAUCCCGAUACCCUACCACUGCCAUUUGUAGCCCGAUUGCAGAGUACAGGGACUCAAACAGAUCCUCCUCCAACGGCCUCAGUGGGCACAAUGACGUCAAAAAAGAUGGUGUCUGUAGCCACUCAGCUGUCCUGGGGAACUCUGAGGAGCAACCGCCGCAGAAGCAAAGCCAUCCAGGUAAAGAUGUCUUGUGUCAGUGUUGGCACCGAAACCACAACACUGUCUUCAACAUCUGUGACGGACCAAGGUUUCAGACCAAGCAAACGACCUCGAGUUGAAGUGGAGGAGGAGGAGGAGGAGGAGGAGGAGGAAGUGGAGGAGGAAGUGGAAGAGGAAGAGGAAGACCCUCUUGACCCAACAUAUGGACCCAUCGACUCUGAUGUUUCAGAGGAAUCAGAAAUACCGUUUGAGUCCAGUUCAUCACACGAGGACGCGAAAUACAUCGUUUUUGAUCGCUGCCUCAGAGAGCUGUUCGACAUCUGUCCGGUGUGCAAACAGAAGUGUGACGUCCAGCGGCGGCAGAUGGGUACCUAUGUGGCGUUCACUCAGCUCUGCCGUGCGUGUGAUUACUCCAGGCGGUGGCACAGUCAGCCCGUCGUUGGGAGCACCCCCGUUGGCAACCUUCAGCUGUCAGCAGCCACGUACUUCACCGGUGGAUCCUUCACCCAACUGGAAAAGAUAUGCAAGGCCAUGCAGCUCCAGAUGUUCCAGUACGACACCUUCAGGAGGCAUGCUAGGAGCUUCCUGGAGCCCGCUAUUGUCCACAAAUGGAAGUCUGAUCAGUAUAACCUUCUGCAGCGGCUACACCACCAAGGGGGGGCGGUGUCAGUGGGCGGAGAUAUGCGAGCAGAUUUACCAGGGCUCACAGCAAAGUACGGCAGCUACACGCUGAUGCACCUGGAGAGCAACACCAUCGUGGACCUCCAGCUUGUUCAGAGCGAUGAAGUGGCUGGUAGGUACCACAUGGAGAAGGAGGGGCUGACCCGGUGCCUGGGUGUUCUGGGGUCAAACGGUUUGGCCGUGGACUACAUUGUUACAGAUUGUGAUUCACAGAUCCAGAAGUUUCUGAGGGAACGAAAGAUCCCUCAGUUCUAUGACGCGCGGCACUUUGAGAAAGGUUUGUCCAAGAAACUAAGCACACUCUCCAAAGACAAGGACUGCGAGGUGUUGAAGAGGUGGCUGCCCAACAUCAAACAACACGUCUACUGGACAGCCAGCUCUUCUACAUCGGGGCCGGAGAAGGUGGCCAAGUGGACGUCACAGAUCAACCACAUGCAAAAUGUGCAUGUGCAUGAAGACCCCAUCUUCCCCAAAUGUGAACAUCCAAACCAAUCGUCCAGGGGUCCAAGUAAAUGGCUCCAACCAGGGUCAGUUGCACUCCACAAAGUGGAGAAAGUCCUGGUCAACCAGAGAGUCGUCAAAAACGUGGAGAAGCUGAGUCACCACUACAGGACACCUUCUCUGGAGGACUUCCACAGCGUGAUCCAGCGUUUCACACCCAAGAAUGCCGUUUUCCCUUUCAUGGGAAUGUUGUGCAGGUUGUACCUUGCGGUGAUGCACUAUAAUGAAAAUGCAGAGAAAGCAACGUCUACAGGAACAUCGGGCUCCAAGUCAAAGAAGGGAGAACUCCUACCAGAGCCCGUUAAAACAAAGCCUACAUACAACUACGUGGAUGAACUGAUGAAGCUCGUCUUUGAGGAGGUGUUCGAGGACCCCACUCCGUUCGUUGACUUGUUGAAGACGAUCCCCAUCCCCAACGAGCUGCCGUCCCAGUGUGAGAGGCCCUCACAGGAGGAAGUGUUUUCCCACCAUGUGUUCCAAAAUACUGACCAGUCGGAACAGGAAAGUCCCGGUGUGUCCGGAGAAGAACCCACGAAGGAAUGCGUGCCGUCCUAAAGAGCACCAGAACCAGCUGACGAAGCCAGUAUGACCAGUACGGAUCAGACGCCCUUACAGCUAAAAUAUGUAUCUAUGUACAGUAUCACAUUUACAAUUGUUGUUUUUUUAUAUUUUAUAAAAAGUAAUU